CAACACAAUCGCCAUCUUGACAGCACCCUCAAAAUGGCAGUAAGAUGUGAGCUAGAAACCGAGUCCAAACUAAGAUUCCUGCUCUCUGCGUUUUAAAAUCAGACUCGACAGUUUUUCCAUAAACGAGUGGUUAUGGGGUUGGUGCCCUGCGCGGCAGCAAAGAGCCUGUAAAAUGGACAUACCGACGGCGGUUUUCAACGCGGCCAGAGAUGGUAAGCUGAAACUUAUCCAGAAGUUGCUGAGCAACAAAACUCCAGAGGAGCUGGAGGCUUUAGCCGAGGAGAAGACACAGGGUGGCACCCCGCUGUUGAUAGCCUCUCGAUACGGACACUUAGAGGUUGUAGACUACCUCCUGGAGCACUGUAAAGCAAAUGUUGAACUCGGGGGGGCGGUUAACUUUGACGGCGAGACCAUCGAGGGGGCUCCGCCGCUGUGGGCAGCCUCGGCAGCUGGCCACCUCCCUGUGGUGAAGACGCUCCUGAAACACGGUGCCUCAGUGAACAACGCAACGCUAACUAACUCUACACCGCUCCGAGCUGCCUGCUUUGACGGCCACCUGGAGAUCGUCCGUUACCUGGUGGAGCACAGAGCCGACAUGGAGGUAGCCAACCGCCACGGUCACACCUGCCUCAUGAUCUCCUGUUACAAGGGCCACAAGGAGAUAGCCAAGUUCCUCCUUGACCGCGGGGCUGAUGUCAACCGCAAGAGUGUGAAAGGAAACACUGCCCUUCACGACUGUGCUGAGUCAGGGAGUCUGGACAUCAUGAAGAUGCUGCUCAAGUGCAAUGCUCGCAUGGAGAGGGAUGGAUAUGGGAUGACCCCACUCCUAGCUGCCAGUGUCACAGGUCACACCAACAUUGUAGAGUAUCUUGCCCACCAGCCAAGAACCUCCAGAGAGGAGCGCGUAGACGCUCUUGAGCUCCUUGGGGCAACUUUUGUGGACAAAAAGCGGGAUCUCUUAGGGGCGAUGAGGUAUUGGAGACGGGCCAUGGAGCUCAGGCAGCCAGGGGACAAAGCUGGCUCUCUUGCCAAGCCUCCACCUGGCCCUCCUAUCCCGGCCUACGGCUGUGCACAGGAGGUGAGCAGUGCAGAGGAGCUGGAAGCUUUGAUCACAGACCCUGAUGAAAUGAGGAUGCAGGCACUGUUGGUACGAGAGCGCAUCCUGGGGCCAUCCCACCCAGACACGUCUUAUUACAUCCGCUACAGAGGAGCUGUGUAUGCUGACUCAGGCAACUUUGAACGCUGCAUCAGCUUGUGGAAGUACGCUUUAGACAUGCAGCAGAGCAACCUGGACCCUCUCAGUCCCAUGACAGCUUCCAGUUUCCUGUCCUUUGCAGAGCUUUUCUCUUUUGUGCUACAAGACCGGGCCAAAGGCACCCUGUCUACACGCGUCACCUUCCAUGAUCUGAUGACCGUGCUGGGAAAAAGUGUGAGGGAGGUAGAGAGAGCUGUUGCACAGAGGGAAAACCCUCCUGAGGCUCCUCAGUUCACUAAAGCUCUCUCCAUCAUCCUGCACCUCAUUUUUCUACUAGAGAAGCUGGAGUGCAACCCCGAGCAGGAGCAUCAGAAGAAACACACAGUGUACCGCCUGCUAAAGCUGAACCCUCGAGGUCGCAACGGCUUCACUCCGCUCCACAUGGCCGUAGACAAGGAGACCACAUCUGUGGGCCGCUACCCCGUAGGCCGCUUCCCUUCACAGGCAGUGGCAGCGUUGCUUCUAGAGUGCGGCGCAGAUGUGGAUUCACGCGACAGUGAAAACAACACGCCUCUGCACAUCGCUGCUAAUAACAGUUGUCCAGAGAUUAUGGCACUACUUGUGAAAGCCGGGGCUCACUUUGACGCUACAAAUGCACAGAGGAAGACGGCCUACGAGCUGCUGGAUGAGCAGAGCAGCGGGCACCCGGCCCUCUACCCACUGAACUACGUCACCCUUCAGUGCCUGGCGGCGCGUGCGAUUGAGAAGCACAGACUGCCCUACAGGGGACUGAUCUCUGAGGAGAUGGAGGCUUUCAUUGAGCUGCACUGACUUCCACCCUGAUGAGACGCCCCUGCACUGCUCCUCCUGUUGUCCCUCCUACUUUACUGUGACCUGCCACAGACUUCCUCCUCCACACCAUUCUGCUCAUCUUCGUCUCCUUUUGACCUCUGCUUCGCCCCUGGCCCCACCUACCUUGUGUCAGACCAAACCAUAGCAAUAAACAUCCAGCCUUUGGGCUUAAACUCUGGCUGAGAUCUGGUCAGUUAAUUGCUUGAUUCUAACGUUAAGUGGAAGUGGUUGUUGGUUUCUACUGCUAUUUAAAACAGGGUGAAACUUCACGUUGAUAUAGGCUUUAAUGCAUUUCCCCUCUUUUGGUCCCAGUGAAAAGGAGACUUACAGUAUGAGGGCGCUUGUGCGUUUGGUGGCGGCUGCACUACUGUAUGAAAGACGGGUUUUAGUAUUACUGACAGGAAAGCAUCUGAUCAAACUAGCCGUGCAUGAAAACAGAGAGUGGAUGCGGUAGCUCACUUGUUGUUUUGCAAGUUUGUUCAGAGCGGAAGUGUUUGAACAAGCUCGACCACUCAAACUUGCUCGCUGGCAAUUUUUAGCUGGUUCCGCUUGUUCACACAGUACCAUCUGCUACAUUUUCUUUGAAAUGGGAAGGUGUUUUGAAUUCUCUGUGCCAAAUGUCAGCCGUGGAGCCAUGUUCUGUUACAGACUGUAAACUGGUGGCGAAAUGAAAGCAACUAAUUUAUCCUCCUAAUUAUAAGCAGAGGUAAUAACCAAAAGUGGAGAGGCACAUGAAGAAGAUCAGGAAAUUGAGGAUGAGUGGUAUCCUCAGUGUUUGGCUAACACUCCGCAGUCUUCACAGAGACGUGUUUUACCUAUGCAGUUUGGGAUAUUCCGAUCAGAAGCAACAGCUUUCAAGCAAAAAUUCACUACGUUAACAGGUUUUUUGCAAAGACGGGAUUAUUCUUCAAUUGUACAUGCUUAUCUUAACACUAAUGACUCAAACCUGGCGCUGCCUCUUUGACAACGAAUCCUCUGAAUUCAUGAAUGUUUUCUCAAACUUUUCUGCCUACGUCCGAGUGAACAAUUUCAAACCAGAGCCUAAAGUGUGCCUAUAUCCCUCUACUUCUGGGUAAUGUCAAUAUCAGCUAAGAUGUUUGGUUCAUGUACAAAGACGCAGCAUCAGCUGGAGCAUUUUGUGCUAACAACAGAGCUCAUGCCCUUUUGUUUGUAUUUAUUUGGGAAAAGCCAACUAUCUGAGAUCAUGUGUGAGUUCUGUUUCGGAGUGAAUUUUCCCUUUAACUCUAGAUGCAGUUCACAGAAAUGGAACAGGCCAUUCCUGCAUCUUAGUCUUAUUUUUAAAUAGUCUCUCUUUUGUUUAUCUUGUGUUAUCAUGAAUGUUUUAUCCGUCUUGUCUGUGCUAAGCACCACCAAGUUGAAUGCACGCUGAAAGGCUCUAAAUCCUAAAUAGAAGACUUAACAUUCAGGCUAUGAACUGUCGCUGCCUUUCUCUUUCUCAACUGAUUUGUUUAACUGAUGAUAACUCGAGAACAAAAGUGAGUUGGAGAUACUUGAAUAAAAUUCAGUAUCGCAACAUAA
This is a messenger RNA of Plectropomus leopardus (leopard coralgrouper), 3586 nucleotides long. RefSeq names its product fem-1 homolog a (gene fem1a). Gene Ontology annotation, molecular function: protein binding. The record is from RefSeq and is a predicted model, not a curated record. Lineage: Eukaryota; Metazoa; Chordata; Actinopteri; Perciformes; Serranidae.